GUUAAUAAGUAACGAACAGCUUUAUGUCGCUUUGGUGUCACAUUUAUAGACGUUUCACUAGAUAGCGCGUGUAUUCAUCGUGAUCCCAGCUGCGCAUGCUCAGAGCCGGUGACGAAUUAGCUGCAGGUUGCUGGGCCUCCCGGACACCGGCGAUGUCAGAUAACAGCACCGGCAGCAGCGGCUCAUCCACUAACAGCUGGACCCUCCUCUCUCCAGAGGAGGCAGACAUUGCUGGAGCAGGAGACGAUGGAACUGAGAGUAUUGGUGAUGUACCCAGCCUUUCAGAGGAACUUGCAGGAAGCUGCUUGGAGAUGAAGCCAAGUGAUCAUGAAGCUCCACCGGAGACUGUCCUGUCAGAAGAAGGACACCAGGUUUGCCAGGAAACCUCCCCGGAGUUAUUUGACGAGGGCGCAGUGUCUGGUCCAAGUGUUGAGGCUGAUCCUGAGAUCUGUGCACCCGUCAUCCACGCUACUAUCACAACCUCACCACCGGACAACGACCUGCUCGGGGCCGUUCCCUUCAGCAUAUCUACCGAGUCAUCAGUCUUUCUUUCACAGGAGCCUUUCCUUGAAACAUCCUAUGAAGAAUCUUUAUUUAACCUGCAGCCUGUCUUCGAUUUUUCACCCAAAGAAUAUGUUGUAGCUGAAACAGCACCUGAACAUGUGGAUAAAGAUGCCCCAGUCUCAGAACCCAUAGCUGAAAUUGGACCUGUUUCUGAACCUCUACAUGACUUUCCUCCUGCCUCAGAACCUGUACAUGAAAUUGCCCCUGCCUCAAAACCUAAAGCUGAACUUUCUCCUGCCAAAGAACCCAAAGCUGAAAUCGCCCCUCCUUCAGAGCCCGUAACUGAAAUUGGACGUGUCUCAAAACCUGUAGAUGAAAUUGGACCUGCCUCAGAACAUAAAGCCGAAACUACCCCUGCCUUAGAACAUAAAGCCGAAACUACCCCUGCCUUGGAACAUAAAGCCGAAACUACCCCUGCCUUGGAACAUAAAGCCGAAACUACCCCUGCCUUGGAACAUAAAGCCGAAACUACCCCUGCCUCGGAACAUAAAGCUCAAAUUGCCCCUUCUUUAGAGCAUGUAGCUGAAAUUGGACAUGUCUCAAAAUUUGUAGAAGAAAUUACCCCUGCCUCAGAACCUAAAGCUAAAACUACCCCUGCCUCAGAACCUAAAGCUGAAAUUACCCCUGCCUCAGAACCUAAAGCUGAAACUACCCCUGCCUCAGAACCUAAAGCUGAAAUUACCCCUGCCUCAGAACCUAAAGCUGAAACUACCCCUGCCUCAGAACCUAAAGCUGAAACUACCCCUGCCUCAGACCCUAAAGCUGAAACUACCCCUGCCUCAGAACCUGUGAAUGAAAUCAGACCUGCCUCAGAACAUAAAGCUAAAAUUGUCCCUGCCUCAGAACCCGUAGUUGAAAUAAGCCCCAUCGCUGGACCUCCAGAUAUAACCCUUGGCUCUGAGAGUAGUCGUACCUCUGCAGUCCCUGUGUCAGAUAUUGAGACCGGGGUAAGCUCUUGCCCUGAAAGCUCGUCCCCUAGUCUGUCUUCACCAAUUAAUUUUAGCUCUGCAGCUGAAGGCCCUUAUCCUAAAACCCCUGCUUCCUCAGUCUUGGAAAAGAAAGAGCUUGUAUCUGACACUGAGGAACAGAAGUCCGUGUUUGUCUCGAGGGAAGCAGAGUCUCUUGGCACCGAUGUGCUUAUUGAGUCCCGAGGACAGGGCAGCGGACUGCGACAGCGACGUGUGCAUUAUUCUGAGGAGCUGAGACAGAGCACAGAUGAGGAAGACGAAGAGGAGUUUCAGCUGCCGGACAGGAAAGAAGAGAGACCUGGCUUUGCAAUAAGUUACCUGAUCAUAGGAGCUCUGGCACUGUUAUGUCUAGGGUCCCUUUUUUUUUCUGGUUCUGUACUCGACCAGGCUGGUGAUGACUUUGAUGGCUCAGAGUUAAGUGACCAGGAACUUCUUGAAAAACUUGUGGAAGAAAACAAGCAGAUUUCCAUACUGGAGAAGCAAAUACAGGUUGGAACAGCCAUAACUUGUUGUGUUACGGAACAAAGGGAUGAACUGGACAGGGCGUUGAGGGCAGCGGCAGAGAAACCAAUCAGUGAAGAAGAACAUGCCAGGAUGAAGGAAGAAUUGUCUGCAUUGCCAAGUCUGAAAGAAGAAUUAGAGGCACUUAAAGCUAGGAUCUCUGAGCUCACUCAGCUCACAGGUAACCAACUCUCAGAACCUUCUCCUGGACCUGACAGGCGGCGGGGGAGACAAGAUGAGCUCACGAGACAAAUGACUCUUCUGGAACAGAGCAGAACGCGGUUGGAAGGGAUGAAAAAACAGAACCAACCCAAGAAAUGGUUAAGAGAAAGACUGGUUGAGAUGCAGCAGAGGUUAUCAGAACAGGUCGACCACAUAGGCAGGAAAGAUGAGUGGAGGAGGAAGCACAAGGGAGGAGAAGCAAGGAAGAAUGAGAUGGGUGACAGUGUCCAAAAGCGCAAAGAGCUCUUAAAGAAGUACCGCUAUGACUGGGAGCAUAAGAAGUCUGAGAGGAAGCUGGAAAGAGAGACGAGGAAGCAGGAGAGGUCUUGGCAGGCCAGGCCCGGCCACAAGCAUAAGCAUGAUCAUAAAGUGCAGCAUGAAUCAAAGGACUUCUGGAAACUUCAGGAGAAGAAGCUCAGGAGCAACCGAAAUCCUCCUGAGCACUGCCAUGAUGUGUCCAGCUGUGCUGAAGUACAGGGCCUCAUUCGUGUUAAGCUCUCUGAUUUCCAGGACCUCCUGGAUGUCUACCUGAACAAGUUGCAAGGGCUCACUGAGGAGCACAAGCAAGCUUUCCAUCAUCUUGUUGCCCAGUCUUUUCAUGGUGGUGUCUUCAGCCACGACAGAUCACUCUUCAGUGAGUUUGUGGAAGAUGUGGCUGACAUUUUGGAGGACCUGGUGGAUGUUCUGAUGGACGAUGACGAGCUGGAGAAGGAGAUGGAGGAGUUUGAGAGGGAGGCGCUGUUGAAGUUUGCGGCGUAG
Messenger RNA from Clarias gariepinus (North African catfish), 3014 nucleotides. It is a transcript of the gene pbxip1a, whose product is annotated as pre-B-cell leukemia homeobox interacting protein 1a. The coding region runs from base 96 to 3014 and encodes 972 amino acids. The transcript is spliced from 11 exons. The record is from RefSeq and is a predicted model, not a curated record. Lineage: Eukaryota; Metazoa; Chordata; Actinopteri; Siluriformes; Clariidae.